Molecule: messenger RNA, 3525 nt
Organism: Triticum dicoccoides
Lineage: Eukaryota; Viridiplantae; Streptophyta; Magnoliopsida; Poales; Poaceae
Product: putative pentatricopeptide repeat-containing protein At5g43820
Exons: 3
Coding region: 91-1692 (533 amino acids)
Molecular function (GO): protein binding
Source: RefSeq, a predicted model, not a curated record
GAGGCAAGUCGACCUCAGACUUCACUCUAGCAACUUCCGCCGCCGCUGCCGGACACGACCUUGACCUUCCAAACUCCGGUGAGCCUCCAAAUGGCCCGCCGCCUUCUCCAUCGUAGCCUCAGCUAUUCCUCCUCCGCCGCGGACAUGGUCGUCUCCUCCAUCCGCCUCCUCUCCGCCACUAACCCUAGCAAAUCAGCCCCAGCCCCCGCUCCCCUUCAGCCAAUUAACCGCAAUCUCGAUCCAGGAGCAGCUCCUCCCCAUCCUCCUCCUACCACCACCCUCCUGUCCCCGGCGGACCGCCUCCGCGGGGUCUUCCUCCAGAAGCCCCCCGGCCGCGCCGCCCUCCACCGAGCCCUCUCCUCCACGGGCAUCGACGCCCUCUCCCCCGAGGUUCUCUCCGACGUGGUCGGCCGCGGCAACCUCAGCGGCUCCGCCACCGUCGACCUCCUCGACUGGGCCAUCUCCAACGCCAAGCUCCCCUCCUCCGUACACAGCUGCAACAUUGUCAUCAGGGCUCUGGGCAGGAGGAGGUUUUUCGCCUUUUUCGAGCCUGCCCUGGAGGUAAUGCGGAAAAAUGGCAUCUUUCCAGACCUAACCACGCUGCAGAUAAUCAUGGAUACUCUGGUUGCCGCCAGGCAGGUCAACAAGGCCGUCCAACUGCUCGAGAGCGACCAAUUUGGGUUAGGAAUCGAGCAAACUUGCCACAGAAAGGAGGCAUUCUCUGCUCUCAUCGAAUGCCUCUGCCGAAGGUCACAUGUCGGCAUUGCCAACUCGCUCGUACACGCCGCCCGUGGACAACCAUUCAAUCUUGAUAAACAAGUGUACAAUGACGUGCUUGGCGGUUGGGCGAGGUUUGGGCGGGUUGAUAAGCUGGAGCAUUUCUGGGCAAUGAUGAUGGAGGAUGGUCUAGUGCCGGAUGAUGUUUCACAUUGCCAUCUCAUUGAGGCAUUGGGAAGGGCAGGGCAGGCCGAGGAGGCGCUCAGGGUGUUCGAGAAAAUGGUGCAAGAGGGAUAUGGUCCAACUACGAUGGCCUACAAUGCACUUGUUUUCAAUCUUAUCUCAGUGGGCGAUUUGGACAGGUCCAUGAAGUACUACAAGGAUAUGGUGGACAAUAAUUGUCCUCCAAACAGUGACACAUACUGUAAGAUGAUUAGAGCCCAUCUGAAAGCACGCAGGGUGGCUGAUGCACUUCAAAUGUUUGAUGAGAUGUUGGCUCAAGGUAUUCUGCCAGAUACAGGGGUAAUUACAUCAUUCAUUGAGCCACUUUGCACGUUUGGGCCUCCUCAUGCUGCCUUGAUGAUCUACCAAAAGAGUAGGAAGGCUGGCUGUACGAUAUCCUUGAAAGUAUACAAGCUUCUGCUUGAAAGGCUUGCCAGGUUUGGGAAAAGCGGGACAGUGUUGAACAUUUGGGAGGAGAUGCAAGAGAGCGGGUAUCCAUCCGAUAAAGAAAUUUACGAGUUUAUUGUAAAUGGGCUUUGCAAUGUGGGUAAGGUUGAUGCUGCUGUUUCCGUGGUGGAGGAAUCACUUAGGAAAGGCUUCUGUCUAGGGAGAGUUGUUUAUAGCAAACUGAACGACAGGCUACUGGAGAUGGACAAAGUGGAGACUGCAUACAAUUUGUCAAAGAAAAUCAAACAUGGGCGCACAAUUGCUAAUUCACGCAACUAUUGUCGUGCUAAUGGUUGGCACUUGUGAUUUGUGAACAUACUUGGUUGGCGCGCAACUAUUUGUUAUGCUGGUCAAAGCAGUUCCAUAUGGGUUUAAAAGUACCCUCAUUUGCAUUCUGCGGAAAAUUUGGCAAAGGCAAAACGUUCUGUAACUACCUAUGCCUUUUGUCUUCACAUGAUGUAGGCUGCUGAUUACAAUGAAGAUGCAAUCAUGGAUUCAGGAGAUAACUGCCAAGAACUGUUGCUAUCAGGUAUGAGGACUGAUAUAUCACGUGAGGUCAAAGAAGAGAAGUGCUUAUUACACAAGAAGAAAAUGAAAAGACAGGACAUUUUAUUAUAGUAAUGAUGAAAUCCGGGGGGCUUGCAACCACGGAAUGAAAUGAAAUCCCAUACGAUAAAUCCUCCUCUGUGGUUUGUUACUUUGUCAGGUGCUAUUUUCGAGCAAGGUAUCAGCAGAUACUGCGCUUGAACACAAUUGCUAGCAAAGAGUAAAGAGGAUGAAAUGUACAUUCAGUCACUAUUGUUUCCAUGUUAUUUAAAGCCUCGGGUAUAUGAAAUGAAUACUACUCCCACCAUCCCACAAUAUAAGAUCAUUUUUCAAGCUAACAUAGCUUGAAAAGCGAUCUUAUAUUGUGGGACGGAGGGAGUAGUAGUUAUCCAUCUUAGUUUUGUGCAUUUUUGUUAGUUAAAAAAUGUGAGUUUUGCAGUUAGUCAACCUGUCUCUGUUAUCUUCUGAUGAUAUUUGGCAGCUAUGGAUAGAAAUGCAUAUUCCAGUUUUGAACUUUUGAUAGCUAUUAACGUUUACAAGGUAGUUCAUUGCUAGCUAAAUUCUGGUUAGUAAUUGUCUGUGUCCGCCUCCUGCUGGAAUUUGGUUGUGUUUGGCUGGGACUGGGACAGGUUUAGUUGCACUGCAACUGUAUGUCAUAUUUGAUAUGUGUAUCCUUUUUUCCCCUGAGGUUUAGCUGUUGAAAAUCCCUUCAGAUGUUCAAUGAUGCGCUGGGGAAAAAGGGAUGAAGAAAGAUGUGUGUGGCUGUCAGAAAGAAGUAUUUGCACAAACAUAUUAUAACUUGUGUGUUAAUGAAAUUUUGGGUUUUCAAAUCGGAACCAAAAACUAACCCGUACUUAUUAUCUUUAGACUUUUUUGGAAUUUGCAGAAAAAAAUUUAGUGUGUGUGUGUGUUCCGUUUUCACUUUUUGGGGACUUCUGACUUCAUAAUGAACUUUUCCCCUUUUCCCCUUUUCUGUGGAUGUAUGUAUGCUGCUUAAUUCCUGUAUGUGUGCAUCUUUGUCCUAUCAAGAUUCUCUGUUUGUUCCUGUAAACAAGUGGUCUUAGUUUGAUCUGAAUCUGGGUUAUUUAUAUAUAUUAACAAUUUGGCAUGUUCCACUUGCUGAUCUGUGAAGGUCCUCAACUUCUUGUCGCCUGGGAUCAUUUGAUAUUUGGAUCCUUCCAUCAGAGGAAGAAGGCACAUUACGAAGAUUAGGCCCCUUUCAGAUCUUCUACUUGUACCAGUUUUGUUAGGGUGCUACUGAUUUGACGCGAGAGCUAAAGACGACUUGGCGGCACACAAACUUGGAAGUGUCGAUGAAAUAAUCUCUGCUGUUUCGAGAUAUAUUGUUGUCCUCGAGAUAUUUAUGGCUGACCAGUUUAUUUAGAUUAAGCUAUAAUGUUACCUGGUGCAUUUGAUCAUUUUGUUUCAGAGACACGUGAGGAAAUUUUGCUGAAAAUAAUCUGCAUAUACUUUCAAAGCCAAGCCAUAUGAAUUACUUUUGGACCAAUUUAUUUCUAUCAAAUUAUGUAACCUAUGCUUGGCGUAUGCGAGACAAUUUAUUCUGAUCAAUAUAUACUAUGAUGCCUUUUGAUA